This is a messenger RNA of Triplophysa rosa, 1335 nucleotides long. RefSeq lists its product as uncharacterized. Gene Ontology annotation, molecular function: guanyl-nucleotide exchange factor activity. NCBI's taxonomy places the organism in Eukaryota, Metazoa, Chordata, Actinopteri, Cypriniformes, Nemacheilidae. Bases 146 to 1153 code for a protein of 335 amino acids. The transcript has 9 exons. The record is from RefSeq and is a predicted model, not a curated record. Gene Ontology annotation, cellular component: cytoplasm.
AUUCAGCCGUGAGAUGCUCACCGGACUCGGGUCAACAUGGCGGAAACACUCGCUGGUCGCCUGCUGCACACUGACUUUCUCAUGUAGUUUCCUGGAGUAACGUACCGUUUACUUUCAGAGUUUUGAUGGCAACUGUCCCGUGAACAUGAGCAGCUCACGCGCAGAGGUUUGGUGGUCUCCCCCGUCCCCUGCCCUGCCUGCGGAUCAUGUGCUGAAGUCUGGAGCGGUCAUAUUCCCCGGUGCGUUCGAUCAGCACGGAUGUCCUCUGGUCAUGUUUCCGGCGGACACUCAAUGGAAACUGUCCGAGGAGGUCAGCGGAGAGGAGGUGUCUCAGUUUAUACUCUACUGUCUGCGUCUGCACAAUAAGAAAGGAGAAGAGGGUCUGGUGUCUGUGGUUGCUGAUCUGAGACAAGCUGACGUCACUGUCGUGAAGUUUAUCACCGAAACUCUCCUGAGAUUGGAGUUCUACAGGAGGAUCUUUCAUUCGGUGUAUUUUGUUCAACCAAAGAAGAAAUCUGUUCAGAAGCAGCUGGGGAAACUUCUGACACCGAGCUCCAAACAGAAGAGACCCGUUCUCUUUAAACGGGUUUUCCUCAAGGAUAUUUGUGAACUUUCCAACUUCAUGGACUGGAGUCAGUUAACAUGUAGUUUAGGAGGAUACCUCAUGUACUGCCAUGACAGCUGGGUUAACUUCAUUAAGGAGAUCGACAUGUUUGUGCAGGAGUUUCUGUGUGUGGUGAACAGACUGCCGUCCAGUAUCUGUACUCUGCAGUCGCUUGCGAAGCUGCCGGUCCCAGCAGACUUUGAGCGGCUCCGUGACUUUUGCUCCGUGAACGAAGCUCGAUUCCAGCAGCUCAGGAGGGAUCUUGGUUUGGAUGACUUGCUGAAGCGCUGUGAGUGUUUAUUGGAGAAACUGCGUUUCCCUGAGAAUGAGCCGUGUUUUUAUGCGAUGGCCGGAACGAUUCUCUUCUCUCUCACCGCACUGGAAAUGCUCCAGAACUACAACCGGUUAAGUGCAGCAGUGGAGAAAGUGGAGUUGCUGUGGCAACAGGCCUUCUCCAAGCCCCGCCUCCAGCUUCAGGUCGCCCACCUGCAAAGAGAAGCUCAACAGGUUCAAACAAAAACAGCGUUAUACACCUUCUCCCCGCUGUGAUGAAAACCGUUAAAUGCAUGAAGUGCGGAGAUUCAUAGUUGAUUUGAGCUUGUUGUGAUUUCAGAUUCAGGAGCAGAUAGUUGUGCUACACAGAGAGAAGGUUCAGCCCUACAGGAUUCAACCGGCUGAAGAUGUUCACAGAGCUGAAAGUCUCCGGCUGGAGUUCGAGUCUUUAAUAUACA